This is a messenger RNA of Lathyrus sativus (Indian pea), 1665 nucleotides long. NCBI's taxonomy places the organism in Eukaryota, Viridiplantae, Streptophyta, Magnoliopsida, Fabales, Fabaceae. The record is from the annotation of a GenBank genome assembly.
AUGUUCUUGCCUUUUCAUUUUUAUCAUCAACAACAAUAUUCGGACAGAAGGGGUAGAAGAAUGGCAUCUCUCAUACCUGGAGUUCUACUAAAGCUUCUCCAAACAAUGAACUCCAACGUUAAAGUUCGCGGCGAACACCGAUCAGUCCUUCUGCAAGUAAUCAGCAUUGUGCCUGCGUUAUCCGGGUCUGAAUUAUGGCCUAACCAAGGCUUCUUCAUAAAAGUCUCCGAUUCUUCUCAUUCAACCUAUGUCUCACUCUCAAAACAAGACAAUGAGCUUAUUCUGAAUAAUAAGUUGCAGCUUGGACAAUAUUUCUACGUCGAUCGGAUUGAGGCCGGUACACCGGUUCCAGUUCUUGUCGCGGUUAGGCCUAUUCCUGGUAGACACCCUUUUGAAGGUAAUCCUAAGGAUUUAAUGCAAAUGUUGGAGUCGUCUGAAGGAGGUAAAGCACUUCCUGAUAACAAUAGAGUUAACAAUUCAAAAUCCGCGGAUAUAAUAGAAGCCAAAGAGAAUACAAAUUCAAGACAGAAGAUUGUUAUUAAAGAAGAAAAAGUCGGCGUUGCAUCACGGUACAUGAAGGGUGUUCUAAAUCCAAAUACGAAAACGAAUGUGACAGAUACUAAUGUAGGAAGCAAAGGAAAUGAUUCGGAGACUGGCGUGGAUGGUAAGAAAUCGGGAUCUAUAAAAGGAAAGCAACAAGAGAUUCAAGGUCAGGUACUCUUAACGACCUCAACUCGUACGCGAUUUGAAGUACUUUCAACGAAACAAGACACUGAUCAAUCAAACAUUCAUGAAACAAUCACGCAGCCUUCUAAAAGCACUUCUAUCAAGCGCAGUUCUACUAAACAGGAAAAUUUGGACUCGAACUUUUCGUCCAAUACUCAAGAUAAAACCAAUUAUGCAGAAGCGAUUUCUUGGUCCACUUUGCCUGCCAAACUUUUAAGGCCUGGAAAGGGUAUUCUUAGAAGGAAACAACUAGCUUCUCAAGUUGUAAUAGAGGCUCAAAAAGAAGCAUCUGAAGCAGCAAAGAUAGUCAAGUGCUUAAGUAUGUUUGCAAAUAUAUGCUCUUCUGCCGCAUCAGAGGACCCACACGUCACACUGGACAAGUUUUUCGCACUUCAACAGCUCAUAGACAAGCCAAACGGUACAACUCAGUCGAAAGCCAAAUCGCUUCAAUCACAUAGCAUUCAAUCUCCUACAGAAAAGCAUAAAUAUAGCAGAAAAUCAGGUUUAGUGCCGGCUAAGAACACGUCGAAGUCUCCAAAACCCGUAACUGAAUUAUUAGUGACCGAAAAACAAGAAUGGGCGAAAGAGAAUGGUAUGAAACAGAUCAAUGAGCUCAAAGAUGUCUUUUUGAAUGAAACAAGAUCAUGGUUCAUUAAGUACUUGGAAAAGACACUGGAUGUAGGAUUUUCAAGGGUCUUCCAAGAAAAGGGGAAGGAAAGUAAGGUUAUUGUAGGAAGAGAAACCGCGCACGCCAACCAUAUAGCGGUGACAUUGUCGCACCUUAAGCAUGCAAAUGAGUGGCUAGAAAAGCUGAGAAGCAGUUUAAACUCAGAAAAUGAAGGCCUGGUGGAGACUAUUGACAGAUUGAAGCAAAAAAUUUAUUCUUCCUUACUUGUACAUGUUGAUUCUGCUGCAUUUGCUUUGGAAAACCGAGCUUGA